AAGCUGCCACCGCCAGCCAGUCGGUCGCCCUAUCUCGAACCUGCGAACCCCCAUCCAUUGAUACCCCCGCCAUGUCAUCCCGAGCUUGCUGCUCCGGCCUACCGGCGGCGCCGAAUCAUAAGAUCCAUCGAAGGAGCCCUCCUCGGCUCGCCUCUCCUGGCACCAGCAGCCGCCUUCCUCCUCCCCUCUGCUGUACCGGCGGGCGGGCUCGGGCACUUGUCUCUUGUUGUUCAGUUCCCAGGAGGAAUGUACUGUCCACACUCCUAUCCGCAUCAACAGUCCUGCUUCUCGGGCGAAAAAAGAUCGGCCUAGCUGAGACCACUGGCGGUGCAUUCAGGGAAUACAUCGACACCUUCGACGGCUACUCAUUCCUGUACCCAAAAGGCUGGAUCCAGGUCAAAGGAGCCGGCGCGGACAUAUUCUUCAGAGACCCAGUCCUCCUCGAUGUGAACAUGUCCGUCGAUAUAUCAUCCCCUUCAUCGUCAAACUACCAAACCGUCGAGGAUCUAGGCCCUCCUGAGAAGGCUGCUGAUGCAGUUCUCAAGCAGUACUUGACAGAGUUCAUGUCGACCAGGCUAGGCGUUCGACGUGAGUCGAAUGUCUUGUCCGCAUCGUCUAAGGUUGCUGAUGAUGGCAAGCUCUACUACCAAGUUGAGGUGAACAUAAAGUCAUAUGCAAGCAACAAUGAGCUAGCAGUGAUGCCGAAAGACAGGGUGCAAAGGUUGGAGUGGGAUCGACGAUACUUGACCGUCCUUGGUGUCGAGAACAAUCGGCUCUACGCACUCCGGCUGCAGUCACCAGAGCGGGUGCUCCUGGAAGAAGAGGGAGACCUGAGGAGAGUCAUGGACUCCUUCAGGGUCAACAAGACGGAAUUGUAGCAAGAUGUAGGGUGAACAGCAGCAGCAACCAAUGCUUUGUCAGCAUGAACAACGGUAGUUUUACAUGCCGAUGCAUUGGUUGCUUUGUCAGCUUGAGGCACAGAAUUUUGUACAGCCGAUGCAUUCUUUAUUCCCUGCGAAUAUCCUUUUUUCUUUCUUGUAACAGAUUGUAUGUCCGUCAUAAUAUGCAAAAUUAGAAUUGCAGAAUUGAUGUCAA
Brachypodium distachyon (stiff brome) is the source of this 1095-nucleotide messenger RNA. Its product is annotated as psbP domain-containing protein 1, chloroplastic. Gene Ontology annotation, biological process: photosynthesis. The record is from RefSeq and is a predicted model, not a curated record. The transcript has 3 exons. NCBI's taxonomy places the organism in Eukaryota, Viridiplantae, Streptophyta, Magnoliopsida, Poales, Poaceae. Gene Ontology annotation, molecular function: calcium ion binding. Bases 72 to 878 code for a protein of 268 amino acids. Gene Ontology annotation, cellular component: photosystem II oxygen evolving complex; extrinsic component of membrane; photosystem II.